Colossoma macropomum (tambaqui) is the source of this 2605-nucleotide messenger RNA. RefSeq names its product enhancer of zeste 2 polycomb repressive complex 2 subunit (gene ezh2). Gene Ontology annotation, molecular function: protein binding; histone H3K27 methyltransferase activity. The record is from RefSeq and is a predicted model, not a curated record. Lineage: Eukaryota; Metazoa; Chordata; Actinopteri; Characiformes; Serrasalmidae. Gene Ontology annotation, biological process: chromatin remodeling.
GGCUGUGCAGUAGGCGGAGAGAGAACCGCGGAGAGCGGGCAGAGUUAGAGCGGGAAUACCGGCGAUUAUUUGACAAAAAACGGACUUAAUUGAACCGAAGCCCGGGUUUAAUUUGAAGUCGUGAGUGUGAGGAUAUCGGACUGGUUCAGAGGCGGCGAAAGGAAGCGGGAAACCAUGGGCUUGACUGGGAAGAAAUUGGAGAAAGGCCCAGUGUGCUGGAGGAAGAGAGUGAAGUCUGUGUACAUGCGGCUCCGACAGCUGAAACGCUUCAGGAGAGCUGAUGAGGUGAAGAGUAUGUUCAACUCCAACAGACAGAAGAUUCUGGAGCGCACUGACAUUCUGAAUCAAGAGUGGAAACUGCGGCGAAUUCAGCCUGUGCAUAUCAUGACACCUGUGAGCUCCUUACGUGGAACAAGAGAGUGCACGGUUGACAGUGGCUUCGCAGAGUUCUCCAAACAAGUCAUUCCCCUCAAAACACUGAAUGCUGUAGCAUCUGUACCUGUGAUGUAUUCAUGGUCCCCACUCCAGCAAAAUUUUAUGGUUGAAGAUGAGACGGUUUUACACAACAUCCCUUACAUGGGAGAUGAAAUCCUAGACCAAGAUGGCACCUUUAUUGAAGAGCUUAUUAAGAACUAUGAUGGAAAAGUCCAUGGAGAUAGAGAAUGUGGCUUUAUAAAUGACGAGAUUUUCGUGGAGUUGGUGAAUGCGCUGAACCAGUACAGUGACAAUGAAGAUGAUGAUGAUGAAGAGGAUCAGCAUGAUUAUAAACUGGAAAAGAUGGACGUCUGUGAUGGGAAGGAUGAUGCUGAUGAUUCUCGCAAGGACCUUCUCAACUCCGAGAGUCGAGGCAACGACUGCUCUAAAAAGUUCCCCUCCGAUAAAAUCUUUGAAGCCAUCUCCUCCAUGUUCCCUGAUAAAGGUUCACCAGAAGAACUCAAAGAGAAGUAUAAAGAGCUCACUGAGCAGCAGCUCCCUGGAGCGCUCCCCCCUGAGUGCACCCCCAACAUUGACGGACCAAACGCUAAGUCAGUACAGAGAGAACAGAGCCUGCACUCUUUCCACACCCUCUUCUGUAGGCGCUGCUUCAAAUAUGACUGCUUCCUUCACCCUUUCCAUGCAACUCCAAAUACAUACAAACGAAAGAAUAUGGAGAACAUGGUGGACAGCAAACCGUGUGGCAUUGACUGCUAUAUGUAUCUGGUUCAGGAUGGCAUAGUGAGAGAGUACCCGGUGGGUGUCGUAGCCGAGCGAGCGAAGACUCCGCUGAAGCGUUCAGCCGGAAGACGCAGGGGCAGGAUCCCCAACAGCAGCAGUAGGCCGAGCACUCCCACCGUCAGCGCUGAGACGAAAGACACAGACAGCGACAGAGAGGGAGGCACAGACAGCAACGACUGCAAUGACAAAGACGACGAUGACAAGAAGGAUGAAACUACCAGCUCCUCAGAGGCGAAUUCACGCUGCCAGACUCCAGUGAAGCUGAAGGUGAGCUCAGAACCUCCUGAGAAUGUAGAUUGGAGUGGAGCUGAGGCUUCUCUCUUUAGAGUGCUUAUCGGCACUUACUACGACAACUUCUGCGCCAUCGCUCGACUCAUUGGCACAAAGACCUGCAGACAGGUGUAUGAAUUCAGGGUAAAGGAAUCCAGCAUCAUUGCACGUGCCCCUGCUGAAGAUGAAGACACACCUCCAAGGAAGAAGAAGCGGAAACAUAGAUUGUGGGCCACUCACUGUCGAAAGAUUCAGCUGAAGAAAGAUGGCUCCUCCAAUCACGUGUACAACUACCAACCAUGUGACCACCCUAGGCAGCCAUGUGACAGCUCCUGCCCUUGCGUCACUGCCCAAAACUUCUGUGAGAAAUUCUGUCAGUGCAGCUCAGAGUGUCAGAACCGGUUCCCAGGCUGCCGCUGUAAGGCCCAGUGCAACACCAAGCAGUGUCCGUGUUAUCUGGCUGUCCGUGAGUGUGACCCAGACCUGUGCCUCACCUGUGGAGCUGCAGAUCACUGGGACAGCAAAAAUGUCUCCUGCAAGAACUGCAGCAUCCAGAGAGGAGCAAAGAAGCACUUACUGUUGGCACCAUCUGAUGUAGCAGGAUGGGGCAUUUUUAUUAAAGAGCCAGUUCAGAAGAAUGAGUUCAUCUCUGAAUACUGUGGAGAGAUAAUCUCCCAGGAUGAGGCUGACCGCAGAGGCAAGGUCUAUGACAAAUACAUGUGCAGUUUCUUGUUUAAUCUGAACAAUGAUUUUGUUGUUGAUGCAACAAGGAAAGGCAACAAGAUCAGGUUUGCCAACCACUCUGUGAACCCCAACUGCUAUGCAAAAGUUAUGAUGGUUAAUGGGGAUCACAGAAUAGGCAUUUUUGCCAAAAGAGCCAUACAAACUGGGGAGGAGCUUUUCUUUGAUUACAGAUACAGUCAAGCAGAUGCUCUAAAGUAUGUGGGCAUUGAGCGUGAAAUGGAAAUUCCAUGAAGCCAUCUACCUCUGGAACAAAUGCCUUACACUCUUCAGGAAUUUUCACUCCACAUGCAUUUCCAAUACGUUUUCAUAUACUGGGUUUUAUAGGAUAAGGGUAUCUACUUGGAGAUUUUUAGCAAUUUUUUAGAUUUCAGCCUUU